Molecule: messenger RNA, 1369 nt
Organism: Nicrophorus vespilloides
Lineage: Eukaryota; Metazoa; Arthropoda; Insecta; Coleoptera; Silphidae
Product: potassium voltage-gated channel protein eag-like
Exons: 6
Coding region: 656-1288 (210 amino acids)
Biological process (GO): potassium ion transmembrane transport; regulation of membrane potential
Cellular component (GO): membrane
Molecular function (GO): voltage-gated potassium channel activity
Source: RefSeq, a predicted model, not a curated record
GAUGGAUUAGUGCGAGAGAGGCGUCGGUUGGUGGAGCUGCUGGGGUGGCGCGCUUGCAUUUCGAUUUUUACACCGUACGGGGGAAAAUUGAACAGUCGAGAAAAGCCCUUCUGGCCCUCCGAUCACGUCCGGCCCGCGCUCUCGCAUUUCCACACGCAAAACCACCCUACAUACAUACAUACACACUCAAUCACACGGCAACAUAUAUAUACAUACUUGCAUUCACUCAUACAGAUAUAUACAGAGGCCCGGGAAAUAAAAAAACACACAGAAUUCGAGCAUUUCCAUCAUCCAAAUACAUAUAAAGUUCAAAUGGUGCACGCGGCCUAUCGGUAACAUUUAAUGAUGGUGCGAGCCCUCGACCCUAACGAACUACACACAUUCAGGAUUGUACACAUAUGAUCAGCCGGUCCAAAUCAUGAAAAACAAACUGAAAUAUAUAGAUUGUGGAUAAAUUACUCGUCGAAAAGUGUUUUUGUUUUUCUUUUUAUUCCUUCUGUUCUUUUGUUUGUUCAAUCGUCAGAGCCGCCGACUCCUGCGGAAUACAUUUGUUUAAUAUAUAUCUGGAACAGUCAUGUCCUUUUAAGUGGCGCGGUUAAGGAAAGGGCCCGAAAGGGAGUCACGGCAGCAGAAGCGGCAGCAGCAGCGGAAAAAGAUGCCAGGUGGACGCAGGGGCUUAGUCGCCCCCCAGAACACCUUCCUGGAGAACAUCAUCAGAAGAUCAAAUUCCCAACCUGAUAGCAGUUUCUUGCUGGCCAACGCUCAGAUCGUCGAUUUCCCGAUAGUCUACUGCAAUGAAGCCUUCUGCAAGAUCUCCGGAUACAAUCGGGCGGAGGUUAUGCAGAAGUCUUGCAGAUGCGGCUUCAUGUUCGGUGAGCUGACCGACAAGGAGACCAUCAACAGGGUGGACCACGUGCUGGAGCAUCAGCUGCACGACCAGUUCGAGAUACUUCUAUACAAGAAAAACAAGAACAAAGGCACACCUGAAGAGACACCGCUAUGGCUCCUGCUGCAAAUAUCCCCGAUCAAAAACGAGCGCGAUCUCGUCGUGCUAUUCCUACUCACGUUCAGGGAUAUUACCGCUCUGAAGCAGCCCAUAGAAACAGACGAUACCAAAGGAGGCCUUUCAAAAUUUGCAAAGUUGGCGAGAUCUGUAACGAGAAGUCGUUCCGUCUUAGUGUCGCAGUUCUCAUCGCAUCUGCCAAAUUUAAAAGAUACAACGAAGCAAUCGCACUUGGCUCAGGUUUGUGUUUAUGUAUUAUACAAUUUUUUUUUAAUCACUUUCUAAAGUGACUCAGUGACUGUUAAUUAUAAAAUUAUUUCAACUACUUAAUGUAGAUAAGACACAUAACGCUCCAACCGCACUAAA